Molecule: messenger RNA, 616 nt
Organism: Salvia miltiorrhiza (redroot sage)
Lineage: Eukaryota; Viridiplantae; Streptophyta; Magnoliopsida; Lamiales; Lamiaceae
Product: phylloplanin-like
Exons: 2
Coding region: 49-504 (151 amino acids)
Source: RefSeq, a predicted model, not a curated record
CAAGUUUGUAAAAGAAAUCAACACACCAACUACAAUUAAUAUACCAAAAUGGGCUUCAAAUAUCUAGUUUUGAUUAGCCUCUUAGUUGCAUUGCCAUUUGCUCAACCACAAUUGCUUGGUGGGAUUCUAGGCCCUCUUUUGGGCCUACUUAAAAUCCAAGGGAUUCUUUAUUGCACUCCUAAUGGCAACAUUGGUGUCAAUGGCACUUCCACUCCUGUUUUUCCUAAUGCACUGGUGCAGCUGCAGUGUGGUGGGACUGUAGUAUCUACCGCCGUGACAAACGGGUCGGGUCUAUUCUCGAUACUGCUGAACCCGGUCAAUUUUCUUCUGUCGACGCUAAUUUCGGGAUGCAAGCUUGUCGUGAACACGCCUCUUGCUUCAUGUAACGCGACUUUGCCGUCGGUAGGCGGCCUCGUCUCGGAGUUGCAGUUUAUAGGAAACACGCUUCUUGGCUUCCUCAACAUCCAAAAUCUCAUUCCGUCGGGAUUCCGGAUCGUCAAUUAGUAGUCGUAGCAAUCCAUAUAUAAUGUCACCGUAUAAAUAAAUGGAGCGUUGAUAAUUUCAAUUUUGUAUUUCUAAAAUACAUAUACAUGAAAUGAAACUGAAGUAUCUUUAA